AUGUCUUUGUUCCCUAUUUUGGGCACAAGUGGGAAAUCUUCUUCUCAAAAUCAAUUGCAUCGCCAACAUCGAACAACAAAAGAGGCGCAGCGUAACGAGACCCUUCACAACUACAGCAACAUUGGAUUCGAUAACACAAUGUUUUCACUCGUAUAUCUACUACUCGCUAUCACCACAAGCGUUUUGGCAGCCGUCGAUCCUACUAUCACUCCUGCUCCUGGCAGUGACACGCUCGCUGCCAUCCACUCGACACCGCCUUUAUCUCCAGAUGACCUCAAUUACGUGUAUGAAGAGCCAUAUACAGUCACAACUGCGAACAGCACAGGUGCGGUGCUCCAGAAGCGCACUCCACCUGUCGGCAUCUACGUAUGUGAACUUCCAGAUUGGAAAGGCACCUGCAAAUGGGUUCAGGUCAAGAACAAUGCACCAUGUAUGGACUUUCCAUGGCAAGCAGGUGUCUCGAUUGGGUUGAUGGGCUUCAACUAUGUCAACUAG
Messenger RNA from Exophiala bonariae, 495 nucleotides. RefSeq lists its product as uncharacterized. The transcript has 2 exons. The record is from RefSeq and is a predicted model, not a curated record. Bases 1 to 495 code for a protein of 164 amino acids. NCBI's taxonomy places the organism in Eukaryota, Fungi, Ascomycota, Eurotiomycetes, Chaetothyriales, Herpotrichiellaceae.